Aspergillus calidoustus is the source of this 843-nucleotide messenger RNA. NCBI's taxonomy places the organism in Eukaryota, Fungi, Ascomycota, Eurotiomycetes, Eurotiales, Aspergillaceae. The record is from the annotation of a GenBank genome assembly.
AUGACGGACGGCUUCGAGGACUGGCAGCCCUACUACUAUGAACCGUCAAUGGCGGCGGCUGUCAUUUUUAUCAUCUUAUUUGGCAUUUUGACUGCUCUGCAUACGUAUCACCUUUAUCAAACGCGAACAUGGUUCUUUGUUCCCCUAACCCUCGGUGGCUACUUCGAGGUCGUAGGAUAUAUUGGUCGCGCGAUCUCAUCGUCAGAGUCUCCACACUGGGCACUUAGUCCUUAUAUUAUGCAGAGCGUGCUAUUGCCCGUUGCUCCUGCCUUGUAUGCCGCAAGCAUCUACAUGUACCUCGGUCGGGUGAUUGUGCUUGUACGCGGUGAGAAGUUCUCGCUGCUCCACGUCAGCUGGAUGACCAAGAUCUUUGUGGCUGGGGAUGUCCUCAGCUUCAUAAUGCAAUCAUCUGGAGCGGGUAUUAUUGCAAAAGGCGAAUUGCGAACAGGAGAGGAUAUUAUUGUCGGCGGUCUCUUUGUCCAGGUUAUCUUCUUUGGAUUUUUCGUCCUCUGCGCUGUUGUCUUUCAACGCCGGCUUGAUGAUAACCUCGCCAGGUUGGGAGUGACGAGCUCCAUGCCUUGGAAGAAACACCUCUGGGCGUUGUAUGCAUCGAGCGCAUUGAUCCUUGUUCGGUCCGUUUUCCGCAUCGUCGAGUAUCUGCAGGGGUACUACGGUUCCUUGUUGCAGACUGAGGUGUAUAUAUACAUGUUUGAUGCGGUUCUGAUGUGGCUGGUUCUUGUGAUCUUCAUGAUUGUUCACCCAAGUGAGGUUCACUGUCUUCUCGGUCGCGGGCGAGUCAUGACAACCAAAGGAGGCCUAAGCAUCACUGAAGUUCUACUGUGA